AGUUUCUUAUGAUUCACAAACUUUGCAGGCAUGGAUUAGCUUUUCCCCCUAACUUUUUUUCUGCACUUUACUCAAAGUUCCAACUUAGUUGCUGUUGUUGGGUUGUUUUUUUUUUUAGAAUGAUUAACGGAACUGCUGCGUUUGGGGAACUGGACACCAAUGUUUCUGAGCCGAUGCACUCUCAUCUCCUCAACCACAACCUCACGACCUUCCCCGCGCUCCGACUCGAUUCUAAGUCGCUGGUCACUUCAGCCACGAUGUUUGCCGUGGGAGUUCUGGGGAACCUCAUCGCCAUCGUCGUGCUGUGCGUCUCCAAGAAGGAGCAGAAGGAAACAACCUUCUAUACGCUGGUGUGCGGGAUGGCCAUCACCGACCUGCUGGGCACGUGCUUCACCAGCCCGGUGGUCAUCGCCACGUACGUGGCCAGCCGCUGGCCGGGAGGCGCGCUGCUCUGUCAUUUCUUCUCCUUCUCCAUGCUGUUCUUCGGCUCGGCCGGGAUGUCCAUUCUCUGCGCAAUGGCGGUGGAGCGAUACCUGGCCAUCAACCACGCGUAUUUCUACUCGAAGCACAUAGACCGGACCAUGGCGCGCUUUGCACUCCUGGUCAUCUACCUGGCCAACAUCGUGCUGUGCAUCAUGCCCAGCUUUGGCUUCGGCCAGCACGUCAGGCACUUCCCCGGCACUUGGUGCUUUCUGGACUGGAGGUCGGUGGAUCCGGUUGGCGCGUGCUACUCCUUCCUGUACGGCGGCGUCAUGCUGCUGCUGAUCGCGGUGACCGUCAUGUGCAACCUGGCGGUGUGCAGGUCUCUGGUGGGGAUGAACCAGAGGACGGGGAUCGUCAGGACGGAGCUGUGUGAGCACAGCGGGUUACGGCGUCGCUUCCCCCGGCUGUCUUCUGUAACCUCUGCCGCAGAGAUCCAGAUGUUCUGGCUGCUGGUCUUCAUGACCAUCGUGUUUUUGGUCUGCUCCAUUCCGUUAGUGGUGCGAAUCUUUGUGAACCAGCUCUACGACCCCUCCUACAUGUCUGCUGGGGGGAGACCUGACUACCAGGGCGACAUGCUGGCGAUCCGCUUCGCCUCCUUCAACCCCAUCCUGGACCCCUGGGUCUACAUUUUGUGCAGAAAGAACCUGUUGCUGAAAGGCUGCGGAAGGCUCAAGAGUGUGAUCACCCGGGCAAAGGACGGCCGUGGGGACGAAAAGAGCUGGGUGGAGGGUCAAAACUCCCCCCCAUCCAUACACAGCAACGACACCAGUUACGCGUCGUUGCGCACGGCCAGCUACAGGAACGAGCCGCGGCUCCCGCUGUCCAUCAAGAACACCUCUUUCACAGACUUUGCUCUCCGACAAGCGUGGGAGUACGACACGGCGCGGGUCAACUUCCACCCGUUCAGCGUGGAGUCCGCGGCGAUCAUCGGCAGCGAAGAGGAAGCAGAAGCAGCGACUCACCCGGGACAGGACGCGGCGGAGACGGCUUCUCCGGGGCGGGGCGGCGUGGUGCACGUCCGCAGAGUGGACAUCGUUACCUGCACGUUCAGCAGCCCGAGCUCCAGUCAGUCUGCCAAAUGCUUCUGAUGCCCUCAGGGUGGGCUCCAGGGCCGUCCAGAGACAUUUAAUGAGCCAGGGGCGCAACAAGAAAGAGGCUUUAGUCAAGAAAAAAGACAACACACCGAUAUGAUUUAAAGCAUCCCAAUAAGUGCCUCUUGAAGGUUUUCUUGAGGUUAUUGCUCAGUUCCACUCACCCUGUCUCUGUUCCCCAGAUGGCUGCAUAUAUUUUUCUAUCUGUUUUUGUUUGCUUCCAUUUGUCUACUUCCUUUCAUCAAACCAAAUGUGUCAAACUCAUGGCCCUGGGGC
Messenger RNA from Poecilia reticulata (guppy), 1850 nucleotides. It is a transcript of the gene ptger4c, whose product is annotated as prostaglandin E receptor 4 (subtype EP4) c. Gene Ontology annotation, molecular function: prostaglandin E receptor activity. NCBI's taxonomy places the organism in Eukaryota, Metazoa, Chordata, Actinopteri, Cyprinodontiformes, Poeciliidae. Gene Ontology annotation, cellular component: plasma membrane. Gene Ontology annotation, biological process: positive regulation of cytosolic calcium ion concentration; negative regulation of inflammatory response; cellular response to prostaglandin E stimulus. The record is from RefSeq and is a predicted model, not a curated record.